Messenger RNA from Pneumocystis jirovecii RU7, 564 nucleotides. RefSeq lists its product as uncharacterized. The record is from RefSeq and is a predicted model, not a curated record. NCBI's taxonomy places the organism in Eukaryota, Fungi, Ascomycota, Pneumocystomycetes, Pneumocystales, Pneumocystaceae. Gene Ontology annotation, cellular component: ribosome; cytosolic large ribosomal subunit. The transcript is spliced from 4 exons. Gene Ontology annotation, biological process: translation. Gene Ontology annotation, molecular function: structural constituent of ribosome; RNA binding. The coding region runs from base 1 to 564 and encodes 187 amino acids.
AUGGCUAAUCUGAAAUAUCAGAAACGUCUUGCAGCAGCAGUGCUUAAAUGUGGAAAACGGAAAAUUUGGUUGGAUCCAAAUGAAAUAUCAGAAAUUAGCAAUGCAAAUUCGCGACAAAACAUUCGGAGAUUAAUCAAAGAUGGCUUAAUUAUCCGAAAACCAUCAACUAUGCAUUCUCGUUAUCGUGUACGCCAAUUACAUGCUGCAAAACGUAAAGGUCGCCAUACAGGCUUAGGAAAGCGCAAGGGUACAGCAGAAGCUCGUCUUAGCACAAAAGUGCAAUGGCAGUUUCGUUUACGUGUCCUUCGUCGCUUACUUUGUCGUUACAGAGAUGACGGAAAAAUUGACAAAUAUAUGUAUCAUAGAUUAUAUGCUAAAGCAAAAGGUAAUCAAUUCAAACACAAGCGCGCCUUAGCAGAAGCAGCACGAUCAAAUAUGAUUCAACAGCAAUUGGAGGCUAGGCGAAUAAAAGCUAAAGCAACAAGAGAGCGACGUGUUCAGCGUCUUCUAGACAAAAGGAAUGAAAUGCUUAAAACAUUAGAUGAAAAGCCAAAUGAAAAGUAA